Molecule: messenger RNA, 327 nt
Organism: Entrophospora candida
Lineage: Eukaryota; Fungi; Glomeromycota; Glomeromycetes; Entrophosporales; Entrophosporaceae
Source: the annotation of a GenBank genome assembly
AUGGAUAAACAUGGUCAACUGGAAAUGAAAAAUCCUUUUACAUGUGGCCUUACAAUUCCUGAAGAUGGUACAAAAUUGCCACCAACUGUUGUUUUUAAUGGCAAACAAUUUACCUCCUCAAAUUAUCAUGGUAAUGAUGGAUGGAUGGACAAGAUUGGAAUAAAGCUUGGUUUGAUAAGGUGUAGAAUUACAAAAAAAGCACUUUUUAUUAUGUAUAGCUUUAAAGUUCACAAGACAGAUCCUAUCAAAAAAAUUGCACAAGAUGAAAAUGCUGAUCUAGAAAUCAUUCAGGGGUCCUCAACUCUUUUACUUCAACAAAUUAUUUAA